UGAUUUUACGUGCUCUCCCAGUGAUGUGUCAGAUCAAAAUACGCGAACAUGCUCGAAACAAUUGUUGGUUUUCUUAUACUGAUUUUUUGAGAAAAUCUCAAGUGAUUAUGCGUGAGGAACAAUUGAAAUGUUAUAUGAGUUUGUGUCUGGUGGAGUGAUCAUUUUGAAAGUAUGGAUUCACUAAGGAAGUGGUUUUACAAACCAAAGGCCGGUGACCGAUCGCUCUUGGCACGGUUUUUCCAUGCAGACCGUUCCUUAUCAGCGGUGUCCAGCGAACUGGACAGCUUUGACGGUCGCUCCGAACCCGAGCGCUGCUCUAGGCUCGUUGGCAGGCUGCGACAGGGCCAGGAUCGUGUUUUGGCUAUAACGGGGCAAAUCAUGGACGAGAUUCUGGGAAAUGAUCGAGCUCCGCGUGAAUUUCGAGUUAAAUUCCCCGAGGAAGUUUUGCAGGACAGCCUGGGCGGACAGCUUUGGUUCGGUGCUGAGUGUCUCGCAGCUGGCUCAUCGAUAAUGAAUCGCGAAGUCGAGAGCGCCGCCAUGCGCCCCCUUGCCAAAGCAGUCACCAAAAGUUUGGACAACGUGCGGAAUCUUUUGCGCGAACAAUGCCUUCGGAACAAUACGCCAAACGGUCCAUUGAAACUGGAUGCUAAUGACAUAUUGACGGAAAUGCUCUAUGAGAGUCUCAAAAUAUUCGACAAACUCUUCGCCGAGUUCGAGUUGCUCUAUGUCAGCGCAAUGGUUCCCGUCAAAUCUAAGCAAGAGUUCGAAAUACAAGAAAUGAUCUGUGUCCUGUUCUCUGAAACUUUGCACCGUGCUCUCAAAAUUGGACUCCUUAAUCAAGAGCAAGUAGAUAGUUUUGAUCCGGCUUUAAUGUUCUCUAUACCGCGUUUAGCUAUUGUGAGUGGUUUAGUUGUGUUUACUAGUGGUCCUCUCAAUGUCGAUCAACCACCUGAAAAUAUGUCGGAAAUGUUCAGGCCGUUUAAAAAUUUACUUACAAAAAUUCGAGAUUUUUUGUGGACUUUAAAUAGAAAAGAAUUAUAUCAAUUGGAAAAGCUAUUGUGCACGAACGAAGAAUUAAGUGUGAGCAAUGGCAAUGGUUUGAGUUAUGACAAUAAUGAAUUAGUGGGUGAAUAUUCUUCUGACGCAUCAUCUAAUAAAGUAGUGAUAUCAAGCUUUUAUUCUCUUGUUGAUGAUCAAUCUGAUUGGAGUAGUGAUACGAUGCAGGAUUUAGAUGCCAAAUCUGAUAUUCAAUGUGAUAAUAACAUGAUUCAAGACUGUGCCAGUGGUUAUUUGAUACCCAAUGCAAAUUUUGGUACUUUGCUUCAAACUGAAUCCUUGCUGAGCAAUAGUUUUUUAUCUUCUGACGAAUCAACUGUAAAUCCAUUUGAUUCUACUUUAUGUGAUGAGCAAUACGGUACUAAUUCUUAUGAGAAUCUAAGAGAUUUGGUGCAGGAAGGACAAAAAAUGGUUGACGCGACUGAUUUACCAAAUGAACAAACUUCUCAAGCACCCGCGGAUUCUGGAAUAUCAACCGGAAAUACAAGUUUAGAUCGGACACCAGAAUCUGAACAGAGUUCAACAAAUGUCAUUGAUUUGGAAUCGAAGUACAAUGACAAUUGGAAGCAGCUUUACAAAGAUAAGUCUGAAUCCAUUCAAGUGGAAAGUGAAAAUUCUAGUAAUAAUGUUUUGCAAAUCACCUCAGCCAAUAAACAUGUAAAUAAUUCGAAUUGUGAUAACUUAGAUUUAGGUGAAGGGCCAAGUGGUGUUAAAGCAGAACUUAUUAAGCAAAGUAAUGAAGUCAAAACUUUAGUCGAUGGAAUUUUAAAUAAGAAUGUUAGUGAUAAUAUUAAUAGAUCUAUAAAUGAAUCUAGUGCUGCUAAACGUUCAAAAGAAACCCUUGAUAAAAAAAAUUCUAAUGUGUCAAGUAGUGAUUCAGCAUAUCGUUGUGUGCCUUGUGCAAGUAAUUUUGCCGCAGAUAUCUUAUACGAUACCGAUGAUGAAAUGGAAAUUCGUAGAAGAGUUGCACGAGCUAUUCGAACUGCUGAACGCACUCGAUUUAGUUCUACUGAAGAUCUUCUGCAUAGACUAUUUGUUUGUAUAGCGGGAGUAGCUGAUCAGCUUCAAACCAACUUUGCAAGCGAUUUACGCCAAAUUUUACGUAGUGUAUUUCUUAUGAAUACCACACCAAACAAUGAGCAAGAAUCUGGUACUUCAAGCAGUACGAUGGCCCAAUGUAGCGGUUGCAGCAGCAGCGCUAGUUCAGAGCAAAAUUCCAACGCGUCAUUUGAAUAUCGAGCGUCGGAAACAGAUAUCGUGCAAAGUGGCGGUAGCAAUCAGAGUAUUUAUUCAGCUCACGAAGUUGUUAUAGAUUCUUCUAGUAACAGCAGCGGAAGCAGCAAUAUCGUUGAAGACGAUCGAUUAGUUAGAAACGAGAGAAGUCAGAGCAUGACUUCUCCAGAAGUAGCACCAGUUCCAACUUCACAAACGGAACAUGUAGCAGUAAGAGAGCGGUCGAGUAGUUUUUGUGAUAACCUUCGGAAUAACGGCGGCAUGAGAACAGCAAAUCACGCAGCCGGAAGCAGUACCGGGCAUAUAGAUAGACUGGCUAGAAUUAGCAAUAGUGGAAGUCCAGAAGAACAUGUUGUUUCUAGUAUUCCAUCUACUUUAUCUCUUAUUACACUACGAAAUCAAGAUGAAGUAUCAAAUUUCCAUGGUACCAUGUCACCUCCUUCAUGGGUUCCGGAUAGUUCGGCCCCGCAGUGCAUGUCCUGUAGUGCAAUGUUCACCGCCUUCAGACGACGUCACCAUUGCCGUCGGUGCGGCGGAGUUUUUUGCGGUACUUGUAGCGCAACUUCCACACCUCUACCCCGGUACGGCAUGGCAAAGGCUGUACGAGUUUGCAGAGCAUGCUACCUCAAGGAGAUUACCUCUGAAUGAAACAACGCCGUCCUGCUGUUUUGUUUGUUUGCUUGUUGUAGACCAUCGAUUAUUCUGUUUGAUUUUGAAUAUUUGAUUACUUAUUGGUAGUUUUUUACAAGUUUCAUUUGUACGUGAUGACAUUUUCAAUGGGUAUUUAUUCAAAUAGCAUUGUGUAUUAACUCACAUACUUAAAUAUACAAAGCAUCAUUUAUACAGUCUUCCACAUCACAAAA
Ctenocephalides felis (cat flea) is the source of this 3152-nucleotide messenger RNA. RefSeq names its product lateral signaling target protein 2 homolog. Gene Ontology annotation, molecular function: metal ion binding. Gene Ontology annotation, cellular component: early endosome membrane. Lineage: Eukaryota; Metazoa; Arthropoda; Insecta; Siphonaptera; Pulicidae. The transcript is spliced from 6 exons. The record is from RefSeq and is a predicted model, not a curated record. Bases 172 to 2937 code for a protein of 921 amino acids.